AUGUCGUAUCUUGGUCCCUUCUAUGGUCAUGUUAAUGGAGCAUGCAUUAUGAAAGAAAUUCAUAGGCUUUGGUGCCACUGGAAGUCACGCGGGACCAACAUAACGCAAUGCCUGAGUGAUGAGCAGUUGAAGCUUUUCACAGAACUCGACUAUCUCACCCCCGCGCAAUGGAAUCCCCUGGGUGGAGCAGGGAGUGCCGAGCAGCUCGAGCAAGACAUUAUAACGGGUUUGAUCUCCAGCUGGUUUCAGCAGCGCUGUGAGAAUGACUUCAAAAAGACUAAUGGACAGUAUAAGCCGGAGCCAGCCAAUGUUCAUCGCUGGAUGGCUCAUUUGCUCCUCACAACCACCAUUAAUAUCGCGACAGGUUCCAAAGUGGUUGCCUUUGCCACCACAGAAGAUAACAAAUUCUCACCAGCAGGGAGCUUGACUUUAGCCCCCCUUGAUCUAUUUAUGAACUUUGAGCUCUUGCUCAAGGACACAUUCUCGGAUUUCAACCGUCCCCUAGCCGACUUCUCGCCCGAGUUUAGGUAUGACGACUAUCAAAGCGCCAUUAAGAACUUGCGCCUGAGCCUGUUGCAGGAAUGGCCUUCCGAAGCUCCAGCACUAGGCAGCGUGCCAUUGGUGAAACUUCACGAGGGUACUCUGGGGGGCGGCAAGCAGACAAAUUCGUACGACGUCCGAAAUUCCCUGCUAGUCCAGGAUAACGAGGGCAAAAGAUAUCUACUUUACCACCUUGCAAACCUCUGUCGAAGAUGCCACGGGGUUAUGAAUCUACCCAACACUCUAGUCAGCCAAAGGCUCCUCUGGUCUAUUCUCCUCCUGGACUUCUAUAACCCUGUCUAUAGCUGGCGUCAUCGUGUGCUCAUGCAGUAUCUCCCUCGCACCAAAAAGCUCGUCAACGGGAAAUACGACAUGGAAGCUGCCUUUGUGGCGAACAUUCGCGCCUCCUGCCACUCCCCUGAGACCGAUUCACCCGAAUUGCAAUUCCUCGCUGUAUACGACGAACGCUCGCCACCGUCACCGGACACGGUCAAGUCCCGAUUUAAAUCCUAUUUAAACAAGGUUGAGUACCAUAUCAAUACACCCCGGGGGCUGGCCGAUUACAUGAAGUUGGCCGAGUCCCGCCGUCGCAUCUACCGUCCGCUGCCGCUUGAUGAAUUUCGCCUAACCCGAGCGUACGCGCUGCGGCUUUCGCCGACAUGGCCACUUGUGGAGAUGACCAAACAUGCGACGGUAACGCCGAUCCCCCCGCGAGGGCUUAAUUUCUUGAAUUGUUGGACGGGCACUUUGCAUGCGUUCGAUCCGAAGUUACUGCCCCAGGAUGGUUGCUAA
This is a messenger RNA of Aspergillus nomiae NRRL 13137, 1332 nucleotides long. RefSeq lists its product as uncharacterized. The record is from RefSeq and is a predicted model, not a curated record. The coding region runs from base 1 to 1332 and encodes 443 amino acids. Lineage: Eukaryota; Fungi; Ascomycota; Eurotiomycetes; Eurotiales; Aspergillaceae. The transcript has 3 exons.